AUGGCUGGAAACAGUACUGGCUGCGGCCAGAUCAUUGAAUAUAUUCAAGAUCGUCUCUAUCUUGCCUCCUACGAUUCACCGCCAGAUUCGAGAACUCCCUUCCCCUUCCCGUUGGAACAAACCAAGUCUCCCAGCAAGCGUCGAGCUCAUCCCAGCACUCCCAGCAGCAAGAGACGCAGCCCCGUUUAUUUCACAGUGGAGGAUACCCUGUUCUACAAUGCUUUCCACGCGGAUUUUGGUCCUUAUCACAUUGGUCACCUCUAUCGCUUUGCGGUUCACUUCCAUGAGAUUCUUGGGGACCCCGCAAACAGUGACCGGGCGGUUGUGUUCUACAGCAAAACCGACGCGAAAAGCCGUGCAAAUGCCGCAUGUCUGGUUGCUUGCUACAUGGUUCUGAUCCAAUCGUGGCCCCCGCAUCUGGCUUUGGCGCCCAUCGCACAGGCGGACCCCCCGUACAUGCCUUUCCGUGAUGCUGGAUACAGCCAAGCGGAUUUCAUCCUGACCAUCCAGGAUGUCGUCUAUGGUGUCUGGAAGGCCAAGGAGAGCUCUCUGUGUGGGUUACGUGAGUUUAAUCUCGAAGAAUACGAGAAGUUCGAACGAGUCGACAUGGGUGACUUCAACUGGGUUACACCGCACUUCGUCGCAUUUGCCUCUCCACAACACCAUCCAAUUACCCCCAUUCCUCCAAACUCGAAGGAAUAUGCGGCUUUGCCUUCCACGGCCUCCGAAGUUCUUGCUUCCAAACUGCCUCUUUCUUUCAAGAAUGUCCUCGCCCACUUUGCCUCGCGGGACGUGGGCUUGGUUGUGCGACUGAACUCCGAACUCUACUCUCCCUCGUACUUUACAGCUCUCGGGAUCACCCACAUUGACAUGAUCUUUGAAGAUGGAACAUGUCCCCCAUUACCGUUGGUUCGGAAGUUCAUUAAAAUGGCACAUGAGAUGAUUGCUAAGAAGAAGGGCAUCGCUGUCCAUUGCAAGGCUGGACUUGGUCGCACCGGAUGUCUCAUUGGUGCAUACCUGAUCUACAGGUAUGGCUUCACCGCCACUGAGAUUAUUGCCUUCAUGCGGUUCAUGCGUCCUGGUAUGGUGGUUGGGCCGCAACAACACUGGCUGCACCUGAACCAGAAUGCAUUCCGCGAGUGGUGGUACGAGGAUUCGAUGAAGGAGAAGCUGGCUCAGGUAGCCACGCCCGUCACACCAGGCAGACCGACCACCAAGCAACGGGUUCAGCAUACCCCCGUUACGGUUGCGACGCCACCCUCGAAGCGUGCAGCUUUGGGAGAAAUUGAUCACAACGAAGUGGGAUCCCACCAGGCCGAAGAGAACCUUCCCGCACCAACCCCCGGGCAACCACGAAAGUCUCACCGCAAGGAUUCACGGCAUCACCCAUACGCCCGCACCGCAUCUGGCGGUAUUGUGAUGGAAAAGGACGCACGCAGGACUGGGGAGCACUCCAGUCACCGGAGCCAGCGCGACAGCAGCGAAAGUGAAGAGGAGAUCCAACUCCGCCGGCUUGCCAAGCGUUCUUCCAAGUCCCCCGUGGCAUCUCCAAGCCACCGUUCUGUCAGCUACUCAGCUACCGUCACCCUGGCCGAUGAUAUCCAUGAGGAUCAGGAGAAUUGGGGUGAGACAACGUACGCGGCACCCAAAACCCCCAAGACUCCCAAGACCCCAGGUGGCACCAAGACCACUAGUGCCCCUAUAUCCGUGAGCAAAGUCCGCUCAAGCCCUCGCCGGGUAACAGACAGCAAGAGCGAAUCCCGAGGGGUCCGCAAGCCCAGUGGGCGCAUCGGGAGCGCUGGGAGUCCUGUUAGGGUGAAGUGA
Aspergillus ruber CBS 135680 is the source of this 1824-nucleotide messenger RNA. It is a transcript of the gene cdcA, whose product is annotated as phosphoprotein phosphatase CDC14. Lineage: Eukaryota; Fungi; Ascomycota; Eurotiomycetes; Eurotiales; Aspergillaceae. Gene Ontology annotation, biological process: positive regulation of cytokinesis; regulation of exit from mitosis; microtubule cytoskeleton organization. The transcript is spliced from 3 exons. Gene Ontology annotation, molecular function: protein tyrosine/serine/threonine phosphatase activity; protein serine/threonine phosphatase activity. Gene Ontology annotation, cellular component: mitotic spindle pole body; centrosome; nucleolus. Bases 1 to 1824 code for a protein of 607 amino acids. The record is from RefSeq and is a predicted model, not a curated record.